This is a messenger RNA of Paramecium primaurelia, 825 nucleotides long. Lineage: Eukaryota; Ciliophora; Oligohymenophorea; Peniculida; Parameciidae. The record is from the annotation of a GenBank genome assembly.
AUGACAAUCAAUUAUUAGAACAACAAUUAGUAGAAUUUAAAUAAAAAUUAUCAAAUUCACUUAAUAUCAAUUAAUUAAAUUGAAAUAUUAGGUGUAUCAAAAGGAAGCUUUGAAAUUAGUUUUUAAAUAACAGGAAAAAAUUCAGAUGAGAUUAAACAACAGAUUAAAAAUAAACCAGAAGGAUAAAAAUUCUUAAAUGAAUAUUGCAAUGGUUAAGUUGAACAGGUAACAUACUUUGAUAAUGCAAGAACUGCUGGAGGAAAUUAGGCAAAAAACUCCACAGGAGUAGCUUUAUCUUCUGAUGAUUUUAAUCCUCAAUUCAAUAUGAGUUGGGAUAAUUUGCCUGAAAAAGAAUAAAGAGGACCUCCUUAUCAUAGAUAUGAUUAUUAUUUUCCCAGAGGUUGUUAUGGACUUGGAUUAAAAGUAAAAAAUUAUGGAAAUGAUGAUUGGAUAAAAAUGGAUGGCAACGCUAAUGAAUGGAGAAUUUUGUAUCAUGGUACUAAAAAUUUUGCUAUAAACUAAAUUGUUAAAAAUAAUUUAGUACCAGGGGGUGGAUAAGCUUAUGCUGGUUAUUAGUGUCAAGAUGAAUUUGGUAAUACAGUUCCUGUUGGGAAUGGAAUUUAUUUUUCUGAUAAAUUAUCAGUUUGUCAAGGAUAUACAUCCCCUGUUUAGGCAGGUAAUAAGAAAUUUAGGGUUUAUUUUAUGUCCAGGGUGAAUCCAAAAAAAAUUAGAUAAAGUAAUGAAAUGAAACCAAUUAAUUAUUUUGUUGUUAAUAACUCUUAAGAUGUAAGGCCAUAUAGAAUUCUAAUUUAGGAAGAGAAAUGA